Messenger RNA from Zymoseptoria tritici IPO323, 1431 nucleotides. RefSeq lists its product as uncharacterized. The annotation marks the transcript as partial. The record is from RefSeq and is a predicted model, not a curated record. Lineage: Eukaryota; Fungi; Ascomycota; Dothideomycetes; Mycosphaerellales; Mycosphaerellaceae. The transcript has a single exon.
CUCGGCCGAUGGGGACCUACCAUUGGGUUCCCGCUUGUUCCAGUCGCAGGCGUGAUUGAACCUUCCAGCGGCCAACUCCUCGUCUGGUCCGCAUACAAGAACGACAGAUUUCUGAUCAACGCCGAGAACGUCACUCAGACAGCAAUCUACAAUCCGGACGACGGCUCCGUCAAACAACUUCCAGAAUACGUCGGCCACGACAUGUUCUGUCCGGGGAUCAGCAACGACUUUGACGGCAACACACUGGUCACUGGUGGCGACACCUCCUCCGCUGCGAGUCUUCUCCAAGGAAAUAGCGGGACGUGGGCUGCGAAACCUCCGAUGAACCUGGGACGUGGAUACCAGUCUUCGGCCACGCUUUCCGACGGUCGCAUCUUCACGAUCGGCGGAUCCUGGAGUGGCGGAUUUGGUGGAAAAGACGGCGAGAUCUGGGAUGGAACGAAAUGGACUUUGAUGAGGGGUUGUUCGGUUCAGCCCAUGUUGACAAACGACAAGCAGUCAGUCUACAGAAACGACAAUCAUGCGUGGCUUUUCGCUUGGUCUGGAGGGACUGUGUUGCAGGCGGGUCCGAGCCGGAACAUGAACUGGUACACUAUGCGAGGUUCUGGUACAGUGGGAAGCGCUGGCACAAGAGGUAACGACGGCGAUGCGAUGUGCGGCGCUGCGGUGAUGUACGAUGCGGUCGCUGGAAAGAUUCUGGCCGUGGGCGGCUCUCCCGACUAUCAGGACAGUGCGGCAACUACGAACGCCCACGUAUUGACCAUUGGCUCUGUCGGCGGUACUGUGGACGUCAAGCAAGUCGGCUCAAUGGCCACACCACGGAUCUUCGCCAACAGCGUCGUCCUUCCCGACGGAACCGUCUUCGUCGUCGGCGGUCAAGGCGUCGGAAAGCCCUUUUCCGACGACAACUCAGCCAUGUCGCCCGAACUCUGGGAUCCAGCGACCGAGAAGUUCAUAACUCUACCCAUAGGUCCAACUCCCCGAAACUACCAUUCCAUCGGCCUCCUCAUGCGGGACGGAACAAUCUUCAGCGGCGGAGGCGGUCUAUGCGGCGACUGCGGAAGCGCCAACCACUUCGACGGCCAAAUCUUCAGUCCCGCCUAUCUCUUCGAAGCAGACGGCACCACACCCGCAACACGUCCACAAAUCGCUCACCUCGACUCGACGACGAUCCAAGUCGGCAGCACCAUCACCGUCACACUGGCGUCCGGUACAAAUCGCGCAGCGACCUUCUCCCUGGUACGGCUGGGUUCGACCACGCACACGGUGAACACGGACCAGCGUCGAGUUCCACUGCAAGCGUCAGCCACGGAUGCGGACACCUACUCGAUGACCCUCCCCAGCGACCCGGGCGUGUUGCUCCCGGGAUACUGGUAUCUAUUCGCCUUGUCGAACGGCGUACCGAGUAUCGCUACGAUUGUAAAGGUGACG